Molecule: messenger RNA, 1448 nt
Organism: Vigna unguiculata (cowpea)
Lineage: Eukaryota; Viridiplantae; Streptophyta; Magnoliopsida; Fabales; Fabaceae
Product: alpha/beta-Hydrolases superfamily protein
Source: RefSeq, a predicted model, not a curated record
UCAAACCAGAUUGCGCUUGCAUUGUGGUGUGUAGCGCUGUUCUGUUCCUGUUUUCUGUGUUGCGAGUCCGUGUCUGUUUCCGAAAUCGUCUCCGUCGCAGGGGGCGAUGUCUUCCGCCGAGACGGAGAUGGAGCCUCUCACGUCGGGGGCGAGCAACCGCAUAAUUCCGCUCCUCAAGGCUCUCAGGGCUUCGCUCAUCUUCGUCUACACCUUCUUCCUCUCCUUCCUCUUCUUCAUCCUCCCCCGCCGCCGCCGCCUCUCCUCAACGGCGGGGCCACCGUCUCCCAAGAAGCAUUUGAGGCGGCGCUGGCUCGUGCGCGAGGAGGAGGACACGUGCCGCCGGAGAGCCUUGGCGCAGGACUACCUGGGAAUGGGUCGCGACGAAGGGUGGUACCGCUGGAGCACUUCCAUUUUCUAUGGGGUUAGAAACAACGCUUUGUUUUGCCGCUCAUGGUUCCCAGUUUCCGAAGAUGUCAAGGGCAUUCUGAUCAUCAUUCAUGGGCUCAAUGAACACAGCGGAAGAUAUGCGGACUUUGCGAGGCAAUUAACAUCAUGCAAAUUUGCUGUCUAUGCAAUGGACUGGAUAGGUCAUGGAGGCAGUGAUGGCUUGCAUGGUUAUGUUCCUUCUCUUGAUCAUGUGGUUGCAGACACAGGGGCUUUCUUAGAAAAGAUCAGAUCGGAUAAUCCUGGGAUACCAUGUUUUCUCUUUGGUCACUCCACUGGAGGAGCUGUGGUCUUGAAAGCGGCUUCCCAUCCUCAUAUUGAAGUAAUGGUGGAAGGAAUUAUAUUAACCUCGCCAGCUUUACGAGUGAAGCCAGCUCAUCCAAUUGUUGGUGCUGUUGCUCCAAUAUUUUCUCUGGUGGCUCCAAGGUUCCAAUUCAAAGGAGCAAACAAAAGGGGCAUUCCAGUUUCGAGGGAUCCAGCAGCGUUGUUGGCGAAGUACACAGAUCCUUUGGUGUACACAGGACCUAUAAGGGUCCGAACUGGUCAUGAAAUACUACGGAUAUCCUCGUACUUAAUGCGAAACUUCAACUCUGUGACUGUGCCAUUCUUUGUUCUGCACGGCACUGCUGACAAGGUAACUGAUCCAAUGGCCUCACAAGAUCUGUAUGACAAAGCAGCUUCAAAGUUCAAAGACAUAAAGCUGUAUGAUGGUUUUUUGCACGACCUUCUGUUUGAGCCUGAGCGUGAAGAGAUUGCUCAGGACAUUAUCAACUGGAUGGAAAAGAGACUAUUCACUAUCUGAAAAUGUAAAAUAAAAAAAGAACAUGAUGUAAUGGUGUUUGAUAUAUAUGAGAACACAAGGGAUGCCAACUUUGAUAAGUGUAGAAAAUUUAAUUCGCCCGGGCAAACGAGGUGGCGGAGGCAGAUAGCAUUAUUAAUCUUUCGUUUUAGGCUGUUUGAUAAAUAUAAAUAUAUGAAUUCUGCGAACAUCUUUGCUUUUUCAA